Messenger RNA from Tarenaya hassleriana, 800 nucleotides. RefSeq lists its product as uncharacterized. Lineage: Eukaryota; Viridiplantae; Streptophyta; Magnoliopsida; Brassicales; Cleomaceae. Bases 70 to 567 code for a protein of 165 amino acids. The transcript has 2 exons. The record is from RefSeq and is a predicted model, not a curated record.
UCCUCUCUCUCUCCUCUCUCAUUCUCUCUCUACCCUGCUCUGUACAGAGCAAAAAAAAACACAAACCAGAUGUUGCUGGGGAAGAGACAACGACCGCCGAUGAAUAGAACUACGAGUAUGUCGGAGAUACGGUCAGAUCUGAAUCUUCCCGGAGAAUCAGAGCCGUCGGAUCAGCUAAAUCCGCCGUCGUUAACCGAUCCACACCGGAGACCGUCUGGUCUGAACGAUCAGCUAAUCGUAGCCGUUGAUCAGCAUCGUGGGUCUUUUGAUCAACGGCUCUUAGCGAUGGUCUCACCGAGAGGUCUCCAGAGGAGGCACUCUGCCGAUUACAACUCCGAUUUCCUCAGAUCCUGCUCUCUCUGCAAACGCCGACUUGUUCCCGGCCACGACAUCUAUAUGUAUAGGGGAGAUAGGGCCUUUUGUAGCUCAGAGUGCAGGGAACAUCAGAUUAAGCAGGACGAGAAGAAAGAGAAAAUUGCGUUUGCGGCAAAGAAAGCUUCGGCGGUAGUGGCCGCAGCCGCGGUCGCUGGCUCUGCCAUUGAAGAGAGAGUGGUCGCUGCCGUGUAAUGCCCAUUACGCACACAUAUAUACGCAUAUAUAUAUAUAUAUCAUAUGAUAUAUAUGUGUGUGAGUGAGGCCAUGUCUGUAUAUGGUUAUGAUUAUGGUAUGAAUGUGAAGCAUUAUGGCGUUGACCGGCAUUAACUAUGUUAAAGUCCGAUGUAUGGAAUUAGAUGCUGUUUGGAAGGUUUGAAUUUUACAAGCUCUGAAUUUUCUCUCUCUCAGUUAUUUUGUUUUCUCUC